CAGUUAAUGGGUUCAUAAAAUUAGUAGUUAUUAAUAUUAAAUCAUUUUUAUAUAAUAUCAUAAGUAAUAUUAAAAUGAAAGAAAUAAAUCAUAGCACAGAUGUCUUAGAGGACUUGAGCCGACUGUUCCUAAAUGAGAAGUUAAGUGAUGUGGUGUUCAUAGUCGACAACAAACAUAUUGCGGGCCAUAAGGCAGUGUUGUCAGCAAGAAGUCCCAUAUUUAAGGAUAUGUUUUUCAAUCAAACUGUUCUCACAAACUGUAAGCGAGAGAUACACAUCAAAGACUGUUCGGCCCUGUCUUUCAAAAGUUUCAUCAAAUAUAUCUAUACGGGAAAGUUGUCGCUUAUCGGUGUCGAUGAUAAAGACAUUGAAGAGUUAUUGUCAUUGGCUCUCAAAUAUGAAAUCAAACGAUUGACUGAAGCACUUCUUGAACCUAACGCUAAAACUUCUACAAUAAUUGAAAAACAAUUACAGAAACUAGAUUUGGAUGAACUUCAGAACAUUAAAAAGCAAAACAAUACUCAAAAGAGUGUCCAAACUAAAGAUCUGAGCUCUCAUUCAGGGUUUGAAAACAUUGGUUUGGGAACGGCUGUUGCUAUUGAAGGCAUAAAUCCAGAAAAAUUGUUUGUCGACAAAAACAAUUGCGACGAAAAGUCAUUAACAAAACACAAAAUUGAAGUCAAUUCAAAGGGAAUUAUCAUAAGAUUUCAUAUCCCUGUCCUCAUCAAUAUUAUUCGGUUUCGUCUUUUGGAUACCGAUCCUAAACGACAUUAUAGUUACUUCGUUCAGUUGUCGGCCACUAGCAAUCAAUGGGAUAUUGUUGCCGACUAUCGCCAAUACUCUUGUAGGUCGUGGCAAACCAUUUGUUUUGAUCAACGAUUAGUAAAAUUUGUGCGAAUAAUGGGAACCAAAUCGAGUGAAAAACUAUUUUUCUCAAAUACUCUUUACUUUACAAUUGUCUCAUUCAUGUGUGGUCUCAUACAAACACCUAUUAAAUUGAUGAACGGCUUAUGGGAACCACAAGAGAAUAUGGCGUCCAAGAGAAAGGGAGCCGUCGUUAUCAUUAAUGGCAAUUUUUGUAAAGACGCCAAAAUGAUCAACGAUUACGAGUUUGAGUUCAAAAAGUAUAACAAUAUUUGCAGUGAAUUUCAUUUCAACACUGAAUCUCAACUAAUCAUUCAUUUGGCACAACCUAUCAUCACCUCAUCUAUCAGUUUCUAUAUACAUAGCAAUCAAAAAUUUAAAUACACGGUUCGGGUCACUGCCAGCUCUAUUGACAAAGAGUUUAAAGUGUGGACAGUUGUGGCCAACAAACUCACACAAUUCAAUGCCCCGAAGUGGCAGAUCAUCACAUUUGCCAAAACAAGAGUACUUCUCAUUAGUAUUUCAAGUAUCAGAUGUCUCGAUGAAAAUGUUAACAUUUUGCCAAUCCUUGCCUUUUCAUGUCCUUAACAAUCGCAACACUAUUAUC
This is a messenger RNA of Oppia nitens, 1470 nucleotides long. RefSeq names its product BTB/POZ domain-containing protein 9-like. The transcript has a single exon. The record is from RefSeq and is a predicted model, not a curated record. Lineage: Eukaryota; Metazoa; Arthropoda; Arachnida; Sarcoptiformes; Oppiidae. Gene Ontology annotation, molecular function: protein binding. Gene Ontology annotation, biological process: circadian behavior; adult locomotory behavior; modulation of chemical synaptic transmission. The coding region runs from base 75 to 1451 and encodes 458 amino acids.